Nymphalis io (European peacock) is the source of this 2676-nucleotide messenger RNA. RefSeq names its product protein spinster (gene spin). Gene Ontology annotation, biological process: transmembrane transport. Gene Ontology annotation, cellular component: membrane. Gene Ontology annotation, molecular function: transmembrane transporter activity. NCBI's taxonomy places the organism in Eukaryota, Metazoa, Arthropoda, Insecta, Lepidoptera, Nymphalidae. Bases 260 to 1717 code for a protein of 485 amino acids. The record is from RefSeq and is a predicted model, not a curated record. The transcript is spliced from 10 exons.
UAUACGUCAGAGCACGUCACCGGUUUCAGACGUUUUCGGUUUUAUUCUAUUUAGUUGUCACAGUGGCGGGUAUCUUUUCGGUCGUAUAUUGUUUAAAUUUUUAAAGCACUUAUAAAACACUUAUAACUAGUUUCUAUUUACUUCUUAUUAUUUUUGUGAAGUGACUAUUAAGGUUAAAAAAAAAUUAAAGAUUAGUUACGGUCAAGUGAUUGGGACUGCAGUUACAACUUAGUCACCUUUAAGUUCGGGGGUGGGCAUCAUGGACCAGAGUAGUAUUACUCCAAAUACAUCAAAUCAACAGUUGGUGAUAAAUGGGGAUAAUGAUUCAGCUACGGCACUGUUGCACGAGAAACAGUCGAGGAGGCGAGAUAAUUUGAGGGAUGUCAGCUUCAUCGAAUACAUGACAGUCGGAGUAUUGUGUUUUGUCAACCUCAUCAACUAUAUGGACAGGUUCACCCUGGCUGGCGUACUUGGAGAUGUCAAAAAAGAGUUUUCCAUUCGUGAUGACGAAGCCGGAUUUCUGCAGACGGUGUUCGUCAUCGCCUACAUGGUGUUCGCUCCCAUUUUCGGCUACAUGGGCGAUCGUUUCUCGAGGCGGACGAUAAUGGCCUUCGGUGUCGCGCUUUGGUGCAUCACAACAUUCAUAGGGUCAUUUAUAACUAACUUUUACCUGUUCGCGUUCUUCCGUGGAUUGGUGGGAAUCGGUGAGGCGUCGUAUUCCACGAUAGCGCCUACCAUUAUAAGUGAUCUCUUCGUCGGUAACGUCCGGUCUAAAAUGCUUGCAUUCUUCUACUUCGCCAUACCCGUCGGAAGCGGUUUCGGCUACAUUGUUGGGUCGGUGGCGGGUGCAGCGGCGGGAAACUGGCGAUGGGGUUUGCGUGUAACCCCCUUCCUAGGGGUUAUAGCUGUAGGACUCAUCGUGUGGGUUAUGGAAAACCCCGAACGGGGUCAGGCCGAAGAGAGUCGAAUGAAACCUACAUCGUAUGUGGAUGACCUGAAAGCACUCAUGAGGAAUCCGUCGUUCAUGCUGUCGACAUUAGCGUUCACGUGCGUGGCGUUCGUGACGGGUGCGCUGGCGUGGUGGGGACCGCAGUUCAUAUUCCUGGGACUCAGCAUGCAGCCUGGCGUCGAUAUCACUAUAGAGAGCGUGUCGUACAAGUUCGGGCUGGUGGGCAUGGCGGCGGGCGCGCUGGGCGUGCCGCUGGGCUCGGCGCUGGCGCAGCGCCUGCGCACGCGCGUGGCCGACGCCGACCCGCUCAUCUGCGGGUUCGCGCUGCUGGUGUCCGCGCCGCUCGUGUACUUCGCGCUCGUGGCCGUGUCGCACGUGGCCGCGCUCUCCUAUCUGCUCGUCUUCCUCGGCAUGCUCACCCUCAACCUCACGUGGUCCAUCGUCGCCGAUGUCGUACUGUAUGUAGUUAUACCACCUAGAAGAUCAACAGCCGAGGCUUUCCAGAUAUUGAUAUCACAUAUGUUCGGGGAUGCUGGAAGUCCCUACUUAGUAGGAGUGAUAUCCGAGAGUUUAAAGAAGUCACUAUCCCCAUUACCAUUCGAACCGCCAAGCCAAAUUGUGCAAUUUAAAGCUCUUCAAUAUGCUUUGUUUGUAACAUGUUUCGUAGAAGUUAUCGGUGGAAUAUUUUUCUUAAUAACUGCCAUUUACAUCGUCAGAGAUAAACUAAAAGUGGACAGAGCUAUCGCAGUUGCUUCAAAAAUUAUUUAGCCUUGAAGCAGAAGCUCAAAGUGCUGAACCAUCUCACAGUAACGCGCAAGAAGAUAAUAUCGAGGGUGAAUAGGACAAAGUGAAUCAUAUUGCUCGUCAGUCGUAUUAAUUCAAACAUGGAUCUGUGGGAGCUGUGAACUUUCACACUGGUAAGAUAUAUUUCGAUAAAGCUACGGGAACGUUAAUGUGUAUAAAUAUACGGUAUACCUCAUAUUAUAACAUAAUUUAUGAUUCGAUCGGAAUAUGAUAAAGAAGACUGAUUCGUAAAUGCACAGCACUUGAUCAAAGAGUAUGCGUUAUGGUAGUGAGAUAGCUUAGACAGUUAAGGUUUUGGAAACUUGGCAUCACAUUACCUACUGGUUAGGAUUAAGAAAUGAUGUGCCUGAAAUGAUUAUUCAAAAAUGUCUCGAAUUAUAUAAAAUUAUUUGGAUUAAAUUAUUUUACCAAAAUAAGCCUAAUGCCUGUUAUUAGGCAUUAAUAUUUAUCUUCAUUUGAAAAAUCAAAGAAAAUAUAGUAGUAAUAGUAGGGGAAAUUGUAUUUAAAUUACCUCAAGCUCUUGUGACACAAGAAAUAGAUACAAAGUUUUGUUUUAUUUAUUUUGUUCAUUUAAUAAGUAAUUUAAUUUAUGAUAAUUAUUUAUAUAUGCAAUUUUGAAUGGAAAGCUACUUAAGUGUUUGGAAUAAUCUGUUGUAGAUAUAUUCAUACAGUUUAACAAACUUGCCUUAUAGAACUUCCAUACUGAAUAGUUUACAUUUUAGGAAAAAUAUUAUUAUAUAGAAUAUUCAUAAAUACCUCUAGUAGCCUCCAGGUUGUCAAUUAAAGAGUUUUUGUUUGCGAGUUAAACUGUAUAGAAUAUCAAUCAAGACUGAAUUGUUUGUUUAAAAAUUCCUAAUAAUAAUAAAUUGUUUGUAAAUAUUGUGUAAAGUAUGGAAUUGAAAAUAAAUACAUAAUUUAUUUUU